Molecule: messenger RNA, 2336 nt
Organism: Tachysurus fulvidraco (yellow catfish)
Lineage: Eukaryota; Metazoa; Chordata; Actinopteri; Siluriformes; Bagridae
Gene: gcdhb
Product: glutaryl-CoA dehydrogenase b
Exons: 13
Coding region: 320-1654 (444 amino acids)
Biological process (GO): fatty acid beta-oxidation using acyl-CoA dehydrogenase; fatty-acyl-CoA biosynthetic process
Cellular component (GO): mitochondrial inner membrane
Molecular function (GO): glutaryl-CoA dehydrogenase activity; flavin adenine dinucleotide binding; fatty-acyl-CoA binding
Source: RefSeq, a predicted model, not a curated record
ACAAGAUGUGCCACUAAACCAGUUGGGGAAGAUACCGUGUUUGAACUGAUCAAAUGUUUGAUCGUACUCACAAUCUUUAACCCCUCAAAAUAAGACAAUUAUUACGCCGAGCGCUAGUGCUCAUUUUCGAAACCUUGACCCUUUCAAGAUGGCCGACUCAACGUCCCGUGUGUGACCUCACUUUGACCCAACUGACGCAAUUUGCCCCGUCUGUCGUCGAUCGAACGUCGGCUGAACCACUUCUGGGUCUGGUUUCGAGAGCUUAAGUGUGCUCUAUUACUCUACACACAGCACCCUAACCACCCGUAGUUAGACAGAGAUGUCCACUAUGGCAUUAAGAAGAGUGUGUUGUCUACUUGGCAGGCCACAGAGAUGUGUGUUUACGUCAGGUUUAAGAGCCCAGGGCACUGUAGCACAGGCUCAGAGAGAGGCAGAGAAAGGUGCAGAGAAGAAGCAAGUCAAAGCAGCAAAAAUACAGUUUAACUGGCGUGACGCCCUCAGCCUGGAGGGUCUGCUGACGGAGGAGGAGAUUAUGAUCCGAGACACCUUCCAUACCUACUGUCAAGAGAAGCUCAUGCCACGCAUCCUGACGGCCAACAGAAAUGAAGUUUUCCAUCGUGAGAUUUUGAAUGAGAUGGGUGAGCUAGGAGCUCUGGGCCCAACCAUUAAAGGUUACGGCUGUGCCGGAACGAGUUAUGUUGCGUAUGGACUGAUUGCACGUGAGGUGGAGAGAGUGGACAGUGGGUACCGCUCGGUGAUGAGUGUGCAGUCCUCUCUGGUCAUGCACCCAAUCAACGCCUAUGGCACGGAGGAGCAGAAGGAGAAAUAUCUGCCCAAGCUGGCACAAGGAGAGAUUUUGGGCUGCUUCGGCCUGACUGAGCCGAACCAUGGCAGUGACCCUGGCAGCAUGGAGACCAGAGCCAAGUAUAACGCUUCCAGUCGCACUUUCACCCUCACGGGGUCCAAAACAUGGAUCACAAACUCUCCUGUGGCUGAUAUUUGUGUGGUGUGGGCCAAGUGUGACGAUGAUAAAAUACGUGGUUUUAUACUGGAGCGGGGCAUGAAAGGUCUCAGCACCCCCAAAAUCGAGGGCAAGUUCUCCCUGCGGGCCUCCUCCACCGGCAUGAUCGUCAUGGAUGAUGUGGAGGUGCCUGAAGAGAACCUGCUGCCCAAUGUGUCUGGACUCGGGGGUCCGUUUGGCUGCUUAAACAACGCUCGCUAUGGGAUCGCCUGGGGAGCGCUUGGCGCAGCAGAGUUCUGCUUCCAUGCCGCACGUCAGUACACAAUGGACAGGAUCCAGUUUGGGGUGCCACUGGCCAGAAACCAGCUGAUACAGAAGAAGAUGGCAGACAUGCUAACAGAGAUUACACUCGGCCUGCAGUCCUGUCUGCAACUGGGCAGGCUCAUCGAUCAGAAGAAAGCAAGUCCAGAGAUGAUCUCCAUGCUUAAGAGGAAUAGCUGUGGCAAGGCCUUGGACAUCGCCAGACAAUCACGGGACAUGCUGGGUGGCAACGGUAUCGCUGACGAAUACCACAUCAUCCGCCAUGUCAUGAAUUUAGAGGCCGUCAACACGUAUGAAGGUACUCAUGAUAUCCAUGCUCUGAUCCUGGGCAGAGCCAUCACAGGCCUGCAGGCAUUUACUGUGGAGAAGUAAAGCACUACGUUGUCCAAAACAGUCUAGCACUUGUACUACACAGAAUGCUGCUGGCUUUUCACAUACUGUGUGGCAACAAUGAGAGUGAAUUUCUAACUAUUGUAAGUUGCCUAUUUGUCUUUGACAGAAUUUUAUCUUUAGUUUGUCUUGUUCUUCAGAAGACAUUUAAAAGUAUUUUUGUACUCUGACCAGAAAUCAGUGACCCCUUGGUUUUGUAUAUAAAUUAUGUCAAUUUAAAAGUAGCAAAGAAGAGGACAUGGUCAUUCUCAACGCACAGUAAAUUAGUAUCAGUACAUUUUAGAAACACGUUAAAUUCUGUAAGAACAGAAAUAAAUGAAUCCAGCCAAUGUAAGCUAGAGUGUGCAAUAGUUUUUGUUGCUGUAUUAGGAUACAUAUGUUCAAAAUAAGCAUAUAUGAGUUAGUCAGGCACAGAUAAAAAUGUUUAUAUUUUAAAAUUGAUGUGUAAAUGUUAACUAUUACAUGCAAUGCAGCUCACCUCGGAAUUGGAUUAUAAAAUCAGCCUUAUGAGCAGAAAUGGUGAUAAAAUUAAAUAUAUCCUAGUUGUUUGGUUUGUAAGGAGGAAUUGAAACUACUACAUCUACCUUUAGAUAUGCAUGGUCCGUUUAAGCUGGCCUGACAAUGACAUUUACUUGCUAUGACAAUAAACUGACUUUUGUGUUCA